UCCGCGAACUCAUCGCAUGUGAGCUCAAUCAGCCACGACCAAUUGGAAUUGAAAUCACAUUUGCAUAUAAUUUGAAUAGUCAUAACGAAAGGAAGAAAAGGAGAAAGUUACGAAUAAAUCUAUUUGUCUAAAAAUAAUUCCUACACGAAAACCUAUCCGAACAGAGCAGCCUGUAAGUUUCCUGCACAAUGUGUGAGAAUGAGCCGGAUUCAGAGGACGACUUCGAAGGAUACUUCCUAAAACCAGUGAACGAAUACAAUAUUGUUGACCGAAUCAAAAAUGCCAAUGAAGAGUUAUUUGCAACUCCGACACCUCCAUCGCCCUCUGUUUUGAAUCGAAAAGUCACCUUCCGGGAAGUCCUUGAGGAUUAUGAACCUCAUGAGGAAGAUGGCCCCGAUAUAAGUGCGACAAUGGAAUCAAUCCCACAGGAAAGUGAUGAGACUGAGCCUAGUCCACUACACGAAGGUACAUCAACCAACUCCGUUUCUGAAGACUGCCUAAAAGACAAUAUGUCUGACACUAGUGACCACGAGAUUGAGGAGAUUUGCGAGGAGGUAGAUAGUCUGGAAGUGCAGGAUCCUAACAGUGAUUGUGAGAGAAGUGAAUGCGCCGAAAUUAAACAGCUUCCUGAAAAUAAUGCAGAAGGUUCGUGUUUGCCUACACCGUCUUCGCAAGAGAAUCUUUCGACCGUGGUUUCAUUCUCUAGCGAGGACUCGUCAUCUUCGCAUGCCCAACUAGAACAUCAAGAUGAAAGGCAGCAGUCUGCGACAAAGGGGUCUAGCCCUGAAGGAGUGCCACAAGCUCAUCCACAGAGUCCUUCGGAGAACCGUUCAAAACAUAAGUUAAGGCCACAGUAUGGAGGUGACAUUCUCAAGUUACGUUUGAGCUACAAGACAUGUUGCGAAUAUAAAAACGCAAUCGAUAAUCUCCCUCGAUAUAGCGGGUACUUCUCCCAAUACGGACUUAGCAAGGAGCAAUGGGAACGUAGAGAGAAACGUUAUGAAAGGAAUCGGAAAAAGUUUUUAGAAAAGUCUUUGAGGACUGCAGAGGUGGAUAGCAAGAAAAAUGAAGAUAACGAACGCGCAUUCAGUAGUUGGUUAAGGAACAAGAUGCGUUUCCCGCUUAAUAAGACAAAAAACAUGUUUGACUUCAAACCGAGUAAACUGAAACGAAAAAGGAAACCAAACGAAACUGCGAAGGACACCAAAUGAAGAUAUUUUUCCGGGACAGACGUGAUGGGUUUUUUUUUAUUUUCGUGCGCACAUUUUACUAAUGUCAUUGGUAUUCAUGAAUAUUCAGCUUUUCGUUUUUUUUUCAACUUAUUGAAGCA
Hermetia illucens (black soldier fly) is the source of this 1330-nucleotide messenger RNA. RefSeq lists its product as uncharacterized. The record is from RefSeq and is a predicted model, not a curated record. Lineage: Eukaryota; Metazoa; Arthropoda; Insecta; Diptera; Stratiomyidae. The coding region runs from base 189 to 1211 and encodes 340 amino acids. Gene Ontology annotation, molecular function: microtubule binding. The transcript is spliced from 2 exons.